Dendrobium catenatum is the source of this 3997-nucleotide messenger RNA. RefSeq lists its product as uncharacterized. The record is from RefSeq and is a predicted model, not a curated record. The transcript has 5 exons. Lineage: Eukaryota; Viridiplantae; Streptophyta; Magnoliopsida; Asparagales; Orchidaceae. The coding region runs from base 665 to 3601 and encodes 978 amino acids.
AAGCUAGGAGGGGGAAAAAGGCAUGGAAUUAGAAGACCGGAUGUUGACAAAUUUCCUGUCACAUUUCUCAGAAGGUCGUUCUUUCUAGUGAGAGAGAGAGAGAGAGAGAGGAGAUUUUCUUCUCGCUGUAAGUAACGAUUCUUCCCCCAAUCUGAUGAAAAUCUCAAGCCUCUUGUCAUUGGAAAUAUUCCAUUAAUUUCAACUCCUUCGGCGUUUGUUAUAGUCUUCUUCGACAUCUUCCCUUUUUCUUCCUUCUUCGGAGCUUUGAAGAAGCGGACUUCUUUGAUCUCCAUGGAAGGAGGGCUUCGGGCUUUUGGGUUCUUCUUCUUUCCGGUCAUGGUCGUGAUGAAGAAUCCGCGGCAGCGGGCUUCGUUUGCAGUGAGAGGAUGCAGGUUGAGGUAAUCGUAUUGGUAACACAAUGGUUGGAAUGCUUGUGCCAUUGUUUCAAUUGCUGAACUUAAAUGUCUCAUCUUGUUCUCCUUCCAGUUGCAAAUUCUAAUUUGGGCUACUGCAGAAACAUCUGAAUUGCGUUCCACAAAGCUGUGCUUCUGUUUGGAUGUUUUGCUUCAGAUUAUGCAGGAUGCAAACUAGUUGCACUGACAGAAUCUAAUAGGAAAACUCUGCAGGUUGAUUUUUCGUUCUUGACAGGAAAUUUGUUCAAAAAAUGAAUUGCAAGAGUUACAUUCCAGAAUACUAUACAAUGAGAGGCCUUAACGACACAGGAAACAGUUGGCCUUUAUUCUAUGACGAUAAGUUGUUGAAUGGUCAUCUUCACAAUGGUUGCAUGUUUACUUCAUUGAACGGGUAUUCUGAAUAUGACAAAGAAAUGCUCAAACGGACAAUGCUUGAACAUGAGGCCACUUUCAGAAAACAGGUCUAUGAGCUUCAUCGCCUUUAUAGAAUUCAGAAGGACCUGAUGGAGGAGUUCCAGAAAAAUGGCUUAUACAGAUUUUCCUCAUGGUCAGUCAAGUCAAAGACUAGUUUAUCUUCAUCAGAGGCUCAAUCUCAAGUUACAGGAAGGAUGUGGCAAAUUUAUCAACAGCCUGCCUUGAGCAGUAGCCAGAGUAGGGAAACAACUACAGUCACUAAUACAAAUGUUUCUCCCAUUAGUACUCAUCAGUCUUGUUUUGGUACACUAGAAAAUGGACCUAUGGGAAGAGAUGGCGAAGUAAAUGCCAGCUUUAGAGCGUCUACUAAUAGGAUGUUUGAUCUGCAAGCCCCAGCUGAUGUAUAUAUCGAGGCUGAAGGCUCCGAAAGAUCAGAGAAGGAAGAGAUUAUUGAUUUUUCAUCACUAACUGCAACACCUUAUUCGAGGAAAUGCAAUGGAGGUCCUGAGAAGGAAGUAAAGCUUACUUUAGCAAAUGUUAGCUGUGCUAAUGGAGGUGCUCACAAAUAUGAGUCUCAUAGAAAGAAAAGCCUUUUCCAUUGCUUGGCUGAUCUAAAUGAACCUAUUGAAGAUGCAUCCUUGGUGGGAACAGCUUAUUCAUUUUCCUCUCAACAUCUUGGCGUAGAAGCACAACUGGAUGAAAAUCACAGGCCAAAUGGUUCAUUGAGAUCAACCAAUUUAUGGCUGCAGAUUUCAUCGUCCAAAAAUCAGGAUUUUGAUGAAAGUGGUUCCUUACCUGAAAUAAAGAAAGAACCAAGCCAAGUAUGCUCUCAUUUUAUUGUUGAAACAGGGAAAUCUAAAUUCGAUCUGAACAUAGAUUCUGGUAAUGAGAAAUACUCGAUGUCCUUAGAACCAAUACAGAUGAGCCCAAUCAAGGCCAAUGGCAUUCUCUUAGAUGAUCUAAACAAAGCUGAGACAGUAUUUGGUCAGAAGAAACCUAGUUUUUUGGAAAUCCCUAGAGAAGGCUCAGACUGUGCUGUCUCAGCUUCUUUGUUUCCAACAUGGAUGAAGCCAUCAGGUGGUGAGAAGCAGUCAUCUGCUCCACUUCAAACAAUAUCAAGCUUCCACAAAUCAACAACAAUGAAUAAUGUCAUGAUGUUGGACACCGCUACUGAGGACCCAAGUGGUUUUUGUGACAGAUUGCAGUUGUGUAGCGAUUUAAGGUCAAACCAUCUUGAAAAUGGAAAAUUCUCACAUCAAAAUGGAUUUAACCAUGGUUUCCAUCAAGAUUCUCAUUCGGUGUCACAGCUAAGCAUUUCAUAUGGUAAUCUGGACGUCAACUUGAAAGAAAGUGAUUCUUUUGAUAUUCGAAAUGCAGUAACUGCUGCGAAGAAUGAGGCAACGAGUGAAAGGGAUGGCGACUUUGAAGAACUGUCACCAGAACUCCCUUGGCUCAAGAAAAAGCCCAAUUGUAAUGAGUUUCUGAAUCUAGGCAGGUUGUCCUCCGGACAAGAUUUGUGUUUUAGCUCAUCAAGUCUAGGAAAUGAGGGGGAAGUAGAAAUAAAAACAUCGAUUCCUUCAUGUAAAUUGGAAGACUUACCAGCAAAUAUGCAAUGCAUUGAGGAGAAAACACUAAGGAAUGAGGUACCCAGUUGUUCAAGAGAAAAGAGUAAUGGAUUCCCUAUUUUCGAUCAGAUUCAGCCAAAUCUAAAUUUUUUGAAUGAAAAGCAUCAGCAAGUAGAUGAGUUGCAGCAUGAUAGUGUGUUCAGAGACAUAAAUCCACUUAAAAAAGAGUUAUCUGCUGAAAACAGUAAGAGCUUUAGGAAUCAUAUUGAUUUGAACUGCGAGGUAACAUUCGAAGAUGAACCAAAUGUCUCAAAAAUGUCGGAUAAAAGUCCAGUUGGUGUCCCAUCACCAACAUCAGAUACUUCAUCUUCUUCCAAAGCCUUCCCCUUGAUAGACAUGGAUGCACCUGCCAUGCCACUAGAACACAAUAAGACCAAUGAGAUAGAAGCCACUCCGUGUAGCAUAAGAAAUGACUCGCAACAAAAUGGAUUCUCUGAUGAUAUGCUCAUCAAAGAAGCAGCAGAAAACAUGAUCACGCUGUCAGUUGAUAAAUUCAAGCGCUUGGAUGACGAUCAGAGCUGCUUAUCCACUGAACCACCAUGCAAUAACUUGCAUUUGUUUGCCGAUGUGGCCUUGUUAAACGCACACAUGAUAAAUUCAGAUUUAGAAAUGGAUCUUUUUGAGCUGAUGACACUACAGCUUGAAGAGAUGAAACCUGAGGAGGCAUGGUGUACUCCUCAGGAAACCGAAAAUGCAAAGGAGGAUGAGAAGAGUAGGGCCUUGCUGCUCUUUAAAAAGCCUCGAAGAGGGCAAGCUAGAAAGAGGAGGCAAAGAAGAGACUUUCAGAAGGACACACUCCCUGGUCUUGCCACACUAUCAAGGAAAGAAAUGGUUGAAGACCUUCAGUUGAUUGGUGGACUACUGAAAGCAUCUGGAUGUCAUUGGGAAGUGAGUACAGGACGACGUAACGGCAGUCGAAAUGGCACGCCUGCUAAGGCAAAAAGAAGACAAGUGCCAAGAAAAACUUCCAUUGCCAUUACAAAGGAGCAUAACAGGCCUCAACAGACAUUGUUUUUAUUUAGUAAGAAUGCUAAUAACCUUGAGUUUGAAGUUGACAGACCAGGUAUGCUUGGCUGGGGGAGGACAACGAGGCGGUGCCGGAGACAGAGAAGCCAUCCUCCACUAAAUGUCACUACAGCUUUAACUUGAGAGGUAGAGAUUGAUUUCUAUAGUUCUCAUUUCUGUAAAGGGAGGGAAAAUUGGGUCUGUUCAGUUUUCUACAGUGUAAUUCUGAUGGAGUUUUACAAGUUUUCUUGGUCAAUAUUCACUAUUGAGUUGCAUUUUAGUUUACAAACAGCCUGUACAUUUCUAGAAUAAAUGUUAAAUCAGUUUUUAUGAAGUUGAGACUGACAACUCAAUUUAGCUUGUCAUCUUUAAGAUUUCAUUGAGGUUCGUAGGUGGAAAACUCAUGGUUGUUGUGUCUUUUAGCCAUGUUUGUUUAUAGGUUUGUGCGUUCAGGAAAUCAUAUGUAAAUAUUUUGUAGUUGAGAUUUAUGAAGUGUUUAUGAACUUUGAUCAUAUGAGAUUUGCAGAGUAUUUGGUAAAA